Molecule: messenger RNA, 2261 nt
Organism: Calidris pugnax (ruff)
Lineage: Eukaryota; Metazoa; Chordata; Aves; Charadriiformes; Scolopacidae
Product: alpha-N-acetylgalactosaminide alpha-2,6-sialyltransferase 5-like
Exons: 4
Coding region: 31-981 (316 amino acids)
Biological process (GO): oligosaccharide metabolic process; ganglioside biosynthetic process
Molecular function (GO): alpha-N-acetylgalactosaminide alpha-2,6-sialyltransferase activity
Source: RefSeq, a predicted model, not a curated record
GGGCUGGCCGUCUGCUUGGCGCUCACCACCAUGUGCACCAGCUUGUUGCUCAUGUACGGUGGCAUCGGCGGCGGCGGCGGCGGGGGCCACCCGGAGCCACGGCGGCGGCAGCAGCAGCAGCAGCAGGUGGCGGCGGAGCCCAGCCGCCCGCCGGGACGCGGCCAGCACCGCCCGGCGCUCCCCGUCGGGGCCGGUCUCCUGGAGGGCUACAUCAGCGUCCUGGAGCACAAGCCUUUAAAGAUGCACUGCAAGAGUUGUGCGUUGGUAACCAGCUCCGGACACCUUCUGGGGAGCAAACAAGGUGACAGAAUCGACGAGACAGAGUGCGUAAUACGAAUGAACGAUGCACCUACUCGAGGUUAUGGAAAAGAUGUUGGAAACAAAACGAGCCUUCGAGUCAUUGCACACUCCAGCAUUCAGAGGAUUUUGCGAAAUCGCAAUGAACUCUUAAAUAUGAGCCAUGGUGCUGUGUUUAUCUUCUGGGGUCCUAGCAGCUACAUGAGGAGAGAUGGUAAAGGCUUGGUGUAUAAUAACCUGCAGCUGAUGAAUCAGAUAUUGCCUCAAUUAAAAGCAUAUAUGAUUUCUCGCCACAAGAUGCUUCAAUUUGAUGACCUUUUUAAACGGGAAACUGGGAAAGACAGGAAGAUAUCCAACACUUGGCUUAGCACGGGCUGGUUCACAAUGACUAUCGCAUUAGAGCUCUGUGACAGGAUAAAUGUUUAUGGCAUGGUGCCACCGGAUUUCUGCAGGGAUCCUAAUCAUCUUUCAGUACCUUAUCAUUAUUACGAACCUUUGGGACCUGACGAAUGCACAAUGUACAUCUCCCACGAGCGGGGCCGGAAGGGCAGCCACCACCGCUUCAUCACAGAGAAACGAGUCUUUGAGAACUGGGCACGGACAUUCAAUAUUCACUUUUUCCAACCAGACUGGAAACCAGAACCGCUCACUGUAAAGCACCCUGAGGUUAAACCGGUGGUCUGAGGGACGAAUGUGCAGGACUGCAAUCACAGUCACCCACUGCGUCAGCCUUCAGGGUGUUGGACCUUCUGGGAGAGCAGGGCAGCCUAGAGGAGAAGGGUAAAACAGGAUUUAGCAGCGGUAACUGCAAGAGCAGUCAGGAACAUACGCCGAAGGAGCAGAGCGUAUGGAGAGCACUGCCUGUCAGACUGCGCAUUAACCCAGUAUAUAGCCUUUUUUUGGCCAUCUGACUUCCUGUGUGUGUAUGUGAUUUGUGAAAAACAACUUGAGUAUCAUUAACGGAUGGUUAAUUCAUUAUGGUUUUUUAAAGUACAAUGCCACUGAAUUUUCAUAGUGAAAACUUACGCUAUUUAUUUAAUGGAGGUUUUUUAUGCAACCUAGGCCAGUAUUUUUCUAAUUCACAGUUACGUGGUUGUCUAUCUUUCAAAUCCAAAAUUAAUAUUGCUGAUGGUUUGAAAGGCCUAGCUUUUUAUUUAUAAAAGUUGUUUGAAAGAUGUGAUUCUAUAUAGCAUGUUAAUUAAUAUUUGAUCUGGAAAUGUUGCAUUUCUUUUAAAAAUCUUGGGCUCUGUUCCAGCCUAAAGCCUUUAACAGCAAGAACGGUCCCAUGUGCAGAUCUAGCUAACUUUACAUUCUGACAUCUCAUGUUAAUAUGAAAACAGUAGUGAAAAUUCUGUUUGAUAUUAAUGUGCAUUUGCUGCUGUGCUAUCAAGCUGCUGUUUUUUAAUUAGGGGUGGGAGGAAGGAGGGCAAAGUUUAUCCAAAAAAAUCACUGUCUCCAGCAGCGUGCUUUUCAGCAAAGAGACCAGGCUGAGGCUGGAUGGGCUUGUGUUCUCUUUUCCCUCUUGUAGUCCUGCAAGAGGCUGGGGAGAUGCUCUCCUGAGGCACCAGAUUACAAACCAGGCAACAACAGCUUGAAACAACAUGACCAAAUUUCUGAAAUGAAGAAGUUACCCUACCAGGUACUACACCACCAGCCAUACUGGCCAAAACGAUUAUUGCACUGCACCUGCAAAAAUCUCUGCCUUCCACUGUUCCAAGAUCAUUGCUGAUCUCCGAGAUCCUGGAUCGCACUGAAGCUGGGAUUUAAAAAGAGCUGCACAUAUGUAGAAUUGUCCCCUUGAAGAGAGCAAAGUUACACUUGGCAGUUUUUUCAUGAAGGGCACGUGCGUGGUGAGUCCCUGCAAACCAGGGGGAUGGACAAUGCUAGUGCUGUGUGUGGAACCUCACAGUGGGAAUUACUGGGUUACAUUUGGCUUGUGAAUAAAGAAGAUUUCAGUUACGGUA